AUGGGCACGUGGAGUAAGAUUGAAACGGCGGCGCAUAGUGUGAGCGGCAGGUUCACGGACUGGGCCCGGAGAUUCUCAAUGGAUGUAGUAGUGAUUGGGCCAGCAAAUCGGAGUAAAUAUGUUUGGGCUUGGGCCGCGAUUGACUCGUCCUGGCCACAUAAGAGGAGGAUCCGUUUCACGUUGAGCCACAAUAAGGAAAUUGGGAAGGAGGUUAGGAGGAGCAUUAGCACGGUUCUUUGGAGGGUGAGGCCGAGGAGGGUGUACUUUUGGGCCCCAAAGGCUUGGCCGCAAAUGGGCUCCAUGCCCAUGGCAAGGCCCGAGAGGAUGGAGUAG
Messenger RNA from Striga asiatica, 333 nucleotides. The record is from the annotation of a GenBank genome assembly. Lineage: Eukaryota; Viridiplantae; Streptophyta; Magnoliopsida; Lamiales; Orobanchaceae.